Molecule: messenger RNA, 240 nt
Organism: Cucurbitaria berberidis CBS 394.84
Lineage: Eukaryota; Fungi; Ascomycota; Dothideomycetes; Pleosporales; Cucurbitariaceae
Exons: 2
Source: RefSeq, a predicted model, not a curated record
AAACUUAACGCUAUUACUAUUAAAAACUAUUGCCUUUUUUUUUUAGUUAAAAAAACUUUAGAUUGUUUAUUAAAUAUAUAUUAUUAUACUAUUUUUAACUUACAAAACGCAUAUUACUGCUUAAAAAUUAUAGUAACCUAUAUUAAUAAAGCACUUAGUAAGUACUUAAACUAUAUUUAUAUAGUUUACUUAGAUAAUAUUUUUAUUUAUAUUUAUAGCGCUAAUAUUGCAGUUUACUAG